Messenger RNA from Plenodomus lingam JN3, 1269 nucleotides. RefSeq lists its product as uncharacterized. Lineage: Eukaryota; Fungi; Ascomycota; Dothideomycetes; Pleosporales; Leptosphaeriaceae. Gene Ontology annotation, cellular component: cytoplasm. Gene Ontology annotation, biological process: protein refolding. The record is from RefSeq and is a predicted model, not a curated record. Gene Ontology annotation, molecular function: Hsp70 protein binding.
AUGAUACGACGGUUGACGUUGUUUCUUUUGCUGGCUUGUCUGGCACUGCUGGUCUUGGGUGCUGAGGACUAUUACAAGCUCCUUGGACUCAAGAAGGAUGCCUCAGAACGAGAGAUCAAGAAGGCCUAUCGGAGUCUCAGCAAGAAGUACCACCCAGACAAGAAUCCUGGUGAUGACACAGCGAGCAAGAAGUUUGUUGAAGUAGCCGAGGCCUACGAAGUUCUUAGCGACAAGGAGACCCGCAAGAUCUACGACCAAUAUGGCCACGAUGGCAUCCAACAGCACAAACAAGGUGGCGGGCCCCGCCAACACCACGACCCCUUCGACCUCUUCUCGCGCUUCUUUGGCGGCUCCGGCCAUUUCGGACAUCAUGGAGGGGAGCGACGGGGUCCCAACAUGGAAGUUCGCGUUGCGCUACCCCUCCGCGAUUUUUACAAUGGACGCAAGACAGAAUUUACAAUCGAGAAACAGGCCAUAUGCUCAGCAUGUGAAGGCUCAGGCUCAGAGGACGGACACGUAGAAACCUGUGACCUAUGCGGUGGCCGUGGCGUACGCAUACAACGUCAACAACUCGCGCCUGGGCUAUUCCAACAAGUCCAAAUGCACUGUGACAAGUGCGGAGGCAAAGGCAAGACGAUCAAACACCCAUGUCCCAUCUGUGGUGGCAGUAGAGUUGUCCGCGAAUCAGAAACACACGUCCUGGACAUCGAAAAGGGUAUGCCAAACGGUGUACGUAUUACAUACGAAAACGAAGGCGACGAGAGCCCAGAUUGGGUGGCUGGCGACCUCAUUGUCCACCUCGUGGAGCAAGAUCCUGCACUGGGCGCAGAAGAACACGAACGCACUGAUGGAACUUUCUUCCGCCGCCGCGGCAAGGAUAUCUUCUGGCGGGAAGUCCUUUCGCUACGGGAAGCAUGGAUGGGCGACUGGACACGUAACAUUACACACCUCGACGGCCACGUUGUCCAACUCUCACGCAAGCGCGGCGAAGUGGUCCAACCUAACACGGUGGAGGUUGUGAAGGAUGAGGGCAUGCCCAUAUGGGCGCAACAUCUCGAUAAUAACGAGGGAUUACAAUCUGGUGACCUUCACGUGGAGUAUGUCGUCGUGCUGCCGGAUAUGAUGGAGAAGAGCAUGGAAAAGGACUUUUGGGCCACAUGGGAAAAGUAUAGGAAGAAGAAUGGGGUGCAACUGGAUAAGGUGCUGGGCAGGAAGGAGGGGCCGAUUGAGAUGCCGAAGCCGGAGGGCGAGGGGCAUGACGAGUUGUAG